Molecule: messenger RNA, 4439 nt
Organism: Candoia aspera
Lineage: Eukaryota; Metazoa; Chordata; Lepidosauria; Squamata; Candoiidae
Gene: MAP7D3
Product: MAP7 domain containing 3
Exons: 21
Coding region: 63-2564 (833 amino acids)
Biological process (GO): microtubule cytoskeleton organization
Cellular component (GO): microtubule cytoskeleton
Source: RefSeq, a predicted model, not a curated record
AGGCGAGCGACCGAGCGCGGGGCUGCCUGUCGUCCGCCCGCCGGCCCGCUCGGGGGGCGAAGAUGGCGGAGGGGAGCGGCGGCGGGGCGCCUCCCGGGGUCCCCGCGCCGCCGCCCCCGACGCUGAAGGGGCUGCGGGAGCAGAUGGUGGCUGCAGCCCAGGCGUUGGCGGAUGAAAGAAGGAACCAGAGUGGUGUUAGCACUAUUUCACUCCAGUCCCCAAUAAGCACAAAAUCGAAACCAGUGCUGGAUGGUUCUCUCCUGAAAUCAGAAGAAAGGCAGAGGCUUGCCAGGGAACGCAGAGAAGAGCAAGACAAGCAGCAUGCUGCCAAAGAAACACAGUUAUUGGAGAAGGAGAAGAAAGCAAAGCUGCAGUAUGAAAAGCAAAUGGAAGAAAAACAGAAGAGGCUGAGGGAGCAGAAGCUGAGAGAGCAACAGAGAAGGGCUGCUGUGGAACAGAAAAGAAAGCAGAAGAUCGAAGAGGAAAAAGAGCAUUACGAAGCCGUGGUGCAUCGAACGUUGGAGCGCAGCCAGCGGCUGGACACGCGGCAAAAGCGAUGGUCGUGGAGCGGCUCCAUGACAGAUCCCAACGGGAAGGCAGAAGCACCAGCUGUGGCUGAAGCCAGCAAGCGCUCUACUUCCGCCGUGAACCUCAAGCAACCUGAAACGGUCCUCCACAAGCGCCUCUCGUCCUCAGCAGCACUCCUCAGUUCUUCCAGCCAAGGAUCAGCUAAAAGGAGCUCUUCAUUAAACAGGCUGAAUAACAGAAGUUCUGUGAAUUCUGAGCAAGCCCUGCCCAACGCUUUACAAACAGAGCAGAAAGGAGAACCAGAAAAGAAGAGGAGUUCAUCGCUGAGCAGAAUGAGCAAUAAACUUCCCGAAUUAGCAAAUGUGCAGAAAGAAGAAAAAACAGCCCGCCGUUUGGUCAUCCCUUUGGAAAAUAACUCCAUCAGUCGCCUGCUCACCCCCACCCAGGCCUCUCUCGCCAGGAGUAAGAGCGCAGCCACCCUGUCUGCAGACGGCAAGGAUCCCGCAGCUUCCACCAGCUCCCCAGCCCACGUCCCCAAAGUGCCACUGCGCAGUCGCAGCACAGACCGGUUGAAGGGGGCAGCCGCCUCGUCCGAAAACGUUUCCUCGGAAUCUGCACAGAAACCUGAGCCAGGAAAGCAGCCCCCGUCUUCGCCAGGGAGGCGGGCUCUUUCACCCUCGCUGUCUGGUCCCAGACGUUCCGUCUCACCCGGUAACGUGGGGAAGCACCCUCCGUCUCCAGCCGCAAUAAGACGCAGACCUCAUCCAGUUUCACCAAGCGCCUUACGGCAGCGGCCACCUCCUACUGUUACGGUCUCUAAGCCAGCACCGAUACAGCGCCCGCCACUCACCCCAAAUGUCCUCAUUAUUACCAAAAAGAAAACCGACGUGGAGUGCAAACCAAACAAUGGGGUGGCCCAGGAGCAGGGAGCUGCUGGACACCCCUUGGAGAGAGAGGUGUCUGCAGGUCCUUCUAGAACCAAAGAAGAUGCAAGCUGCAAAGCUGUUCCAGGGACUACAAGCGCCGAAGAAGCAGCGAAGAUCUUGGCGGAGAAACGCCGUCUUGCACGAGAACACAGAGAGCGUGAAGACCAGGAAAAACUUCAAAGGGAAGAGGAAGAAAGGAUCCGGAAGGAGGAGGCGGCCAAGGCAGCCCUGGAGAAGCGGGCACAGGAGCAGGAGGCCCUCAGGGAGCUGGGAGAAUCGAAGAGGGCAGGGGAAGAGGAGCAGCGGCGGCUGGCCGAGAAGGACCGGAUUCGGAGGGAGCAGGAAGAGCAGGAAAAGUUGGCGGAGAUCCAGCUGCAGCGGGAAGAAGCCGAAGCAAGAGCCUUUGAAGAGGCCGAAAGGCAGCGGCGGGAACGAGAGCGAAUUAUGCGGCAGAACCUGCAGGAGAGGCUGGAGAGGAAGAAGAGAAUUGAAGAAAUAAUGAAGAGGACACGGAAGGCAGAGCAAAAUGAAGCCAAAAAUGAAGAUAAAUCCAAUGAAGAAGAUGAGGAUGUUGACGAAGAUGAAGAGCUGGGUCUUGAAAAGCAAGAUCAUCAGCCUGAAAAGUCAAAAUAUGAUGACUCCUCACUCGAAGACGGUUCAGAGGCGUUGCACAGUUUUACCUUGCUGCAAGAAGACUCAAAGAUGGAAACAGACGACGUCUUCAUAAACGGGAAUAAACAGGAGGGAGAGGAUGAGAGGAACGAGGACGGGAAUUCUGUACAUUUCAGUCAGUCAGUAGAAGCCAGUAUUCCAGCCAAAGGAACGAUAACCGAGAACUCUGAAAUCUUGCACGUUAACGAAGCCGACCUCCCCAUCGGAUUUAUCCCAAACUUCAAUGGAAAACCUUCGGCAUGGAAUUUUGAAGAAAUCAUUGAUCUAGGGGUGCACCCUCAGACGACUAGGCUCGGUCCAGAGAGCAUUGCUGCUGAUCAGCUGACCCAGAACGUUAGAGACGGGGUGCCAGCGCCUGCAAGUCCCAGGCUGGCGUUUGAGGAAGGAAGUGCCACCAAUUCCUUGACCAGACCGGUAGAGGCGGCAUCAGAACGGUGAACCCUGGGACCCUGGAAGGCUCCUGACACCCACGCAGGAGUGUGAAGGGCUCAUCCAGACAGGAAGGCCAAGAUUUGAAAAAGCUGCUUGUAAACCGUUGUUCACCUCCACGUUUCUCUCAGUGCAACCCCCACUGACCUAACUUUGCACCUUGAAAUGUUGGGGGUGGGGGGAGAUUUUUCGCUGUUGCUUUAUCAGCAUUCUUUAACAAGAUUUCCUUUUUAAAAAAAGUACCAAUUGUUCUCCUUUGGAUGAAAUGUUCGGUAAAUUGCCUGUUGGCCCUUAAUACUCCCUGUUUGCAAGUGACCCGGCGGCUUGCACCAGAGACUUAACGAGCUAGCAUUCUCCCAGGACCCAGCAAGCAAAGCAAAACGGCUUAACCCGAUGCCUGCCGAAAGCCGAGCCAACAUUGUCAUGCGCGUGCAGCACUCCCCAUGCGCUGCUUGUUACGGGAGGUGGCAGUUACACCGAGUUGGACUUGAAUAUCUGAAAACGCAGCACCUCACUCUGGGAUGAGUCACAAUUUGGGCCAGAUCGUUUCUCAUCUUAAAGAAAGCCAACCCCUUGAUUGUCUCUACCAACACUUGAAAACAAGCGUGUGUUCCUGGCAGGUGGGGAAUUUUCAGAACCAAACAGGGAACCCCCGUGUCGGAGGGCGCUCCGUUCUGUGGCCUUACGCAGCUCUUUCAGGGCCGCAGCGAGCUGCUGAGAGCAGCCUUCCAGGGGGGCUCGCUGGAGGCCACUAGCAACGAAGUCUGUCUGGGCUCAUGAGCAGGAUGUGGGUGUGAAGACCAGCCAUAAGUCACGUGUGUGUGUGUGUGCGGGUGUGAGGAAGGAGAGCGAGCAGAGCGGAGGCCUCCAGCUGCAUAAACCCCCAGACUGCGUGCUUUUUUAGAGGGGGCCAGAGCAUCUGACCUUAUUUAUCUUUUUUUUAUUAAUCCACGUGUAUCCUAGCAGGUGGCCUUCAGCCAAGCUGCUUUGUGACUUUUUUAAGCGAUCACACACUGCAGCAUCACUGUCCGGUUUGCCCAGCUGAGUAGUUGCUGCUCGUUUACGGGGUGGGGUGGGGGGUCAAGACUCGUGCAAACCCUCAGUGAAAUCAGUAGCAGCCCCAGCAGGGGCUCUCAGCAGAUCCCUGUCCCGUUGGGUGGUUGGUGUUUAAAUCAGCAAAAACAUCACAUGUGUCACAGGUUAAUUUCCAUCCAUGUCAGUAUUAUUUGUGUGUACAUAAAACCAGUAUUAGACCCUUUGAAGGUGCUUGUUUCUUUUUGGACCUUGUUAACUGCACCCCAAGUUCUCCUGCUAGCUUUCUCUCUCCACUUCCCUCCAGCCAUCGAAGCCACUGGCUGCGUUUUCAACCCAGCCCCUUGAUCUUGUCCCGCAAGAAAGAAUGAAGCGUUUGGCAGCUUCUGCAAAGGCAUAGAGAGGAGAACAGUCAUGCUCGCAUCCUGCUCCCCCCCAGUUCCAAAUAGCUAGAUGCCCCUCUCCAAGGAGCUGUUCUUCAAAGCAACUGUGAGCACCCCCUUCUUCCUCUUCCUAUGACGCAAGCCUGCUCCUCAAACUUUUUUCAGCCAAGAUGUUCCCAGUGAAACCAUUUCUGGACACCCCCCAUGAAAUUACGAAGCCAGUCUCUCCUCUGGUCCCCACAGGCACCCUCCCCAAUGUUUUAGAAUGAUUACCUAUAGAGCAGUGCCUUAGGUUUAACUAACAAAUACUAUUUUUAUACAAUAGCUCUUUGAUUCUGGCAGAGACAAUCGUCCUAACACGCAUGCAAUGACGCUCCUAUUUUUCUGUGCAGACUGAGGUCCGUUGAAUGCUUUGUUAGUUGUAUGUAAAUACAUAUGCACUGUUAAUAAACUUUGCAAUUGAAAAGUC